CCAUGGUUUCAAGGCUGGAAACACUGUGUUCCAGUCUUUAUUAUUGAUGGUUCUUUCAUGAAGUCUUAUUAUAACGGCACAUUAUUAACAGCAUGCGCUCAAGAUGCUAAUGACCAGAUCUUCUCGUCUGCGUUUGGUGUGUGUGACACUGAACGAAAAGACAUGUGGCUUUGGUUUUUUAAGAUACUCAAGGAAACUCUUGCUCAUAGAGAUGACUUAUUUAUUGUCUGAGAUCGUCAUGAGGGGAUUAUCCAUGCAGCAAGGGUAGUUUUUUCACACGCUGAGCAUGGAUACUGUGUUCAACACAUUUUAGGGAACAUUAUAACAAAGUUUAAAGGUUUUGAUGGGUUGUCAUGGAAGUUUAACGAGGCAGCCAGGGCUGCCUCUCCUGCUGAACUUGAAGAGUAUUUUGCUUUACUAGAUUCUGAAGAUGCUGGUAUUCGUCCUUAUUUGAGUGCUAUCACUACAAAAAAAUUCGCUUGUAGUCACGGACCGUAGUCACGGAUUUGGUCCGUGACUAGUUAGUCACAGUUCUAAUCACAGUUUAGUCACAGAACGUUUAAAAAAAAAUAGUCACGGAUUUGGCCGUGACUACGUCCGUGACUAUAGUUAAAAAAUCGUAUUUUGUACGAUCGCAGCGGCAGCGGAACUUCAUCAUCUUCUCGAUCUAGGCGGGGAGAGGAUCCACGCAUCGCCCAAUUGCAACGAGAAUUGGAGGAGCAGCAGCGGGCAUUCGAACAGCAACGGAAGGAUGAUGAAGAAACAAGGGCCCGGCUGGAAGCAAUGGAACGGAUCGUUGCCGGAUAUCAGCCUUCGCCUCAGCCUCUUCCUCGACCGUACAUGUUGCACGUUGAGCAGACUCCUCAGGUUCCGCACAUGGGUCAUAUGGGUUAUCACUCUAACUCCGGAUAUGGUGCCAUGCCUGCAAUGGGUUCGACAUUUGGAUCUCUGUCGUCUGAUAUUCUCAAUCAGUUUCAAUCAUCCGGUGGAGGCAGCCGAGGAAGCAACCGAGGAAGCAACCGAGGAGGCAACCGAGGAGGCAGCCGAGGCAGUACCCGACCCUUAGACACCGUGGAUGCUGAAGAGGAUCAUCAUCGUGAUUAUGAUGAUAAUGAUGAUGCAUAUGAUUAUGAUGAUUCUAAUUUUUAUCAUAAUGGAGUCCGACGUGCGGCCGUGCGGGCAUGUAAUAUUGUUUAACAUUGUAUGAAUUUUGUUUUUAUAAUUCAGUCUCUAAUAACAUUUUUUAUGUUUAACAUUGUAUGGAUUUUGUUUUUUUUUCUAAUUGUUUUAAAGUAAAACUAAAAUAAUUUUUUAUUUUCUUUAAAAUCGAUUUAAAAAAAAAAAAACAAAAACAUUAGUCACGGACUAAAUCCGUGACUAUUUUUUAAUCCGGAACUCUUUUCUAAAUUCAUUUUUUUUUUCAAAACAUAGUCACGGAUACAUGUCUGUGACUAAAACAAAUUUUAAAAAUUUAAAUCGCGGGCUAUUUAAAAAACAUUAGUAACGGACACGUCCGUGACUACUAUAAAAAAUAAAAAUAAAAUUAAAUUAAACUUAGUCACAUGGUCCGUGACUAACAUAAAAAAAUUUAAAUUAAAAGUAGUCAUGGAUCUGGUCUGUGACUAAUGCGCCGGAGGGCUAUUUCCGGUCAAGAAUUAGUCACGGACUCGGUCCGUG
This is a messenger RNA of Cuscuta europaea, 1677 nucleotides long. The record is from the annotation of a GenBank genome assembly. NCBI's taxonomy places the organism in Eukaryota, Viridiplantae, Streptophyta, Magnoliopsida, Solanales, Convolvulaceae.